Messenger RNA from Ctenocephalides felis (cat flea), 1527 nucleotides. RefSeq names its product cAMP-dependent protein kinase type II regulatory subunit (gene Pka-R2). Gene Ontology annotation, cellular component: cAMP-dependent protein kinase complex. The record is from RefSeq and is a predicted model, not a curated record. Bases 213 to 1388 code for a protein of 391 amino acids. The transcript is spliced from 8 exons. Gene Ontology annotation, biological process: regulation of protein phosphorylation. Lineage: Eukaryota; Metazoa; Arthropoda; Insecta; Siphonaptera; Pulicidae. Gene Ontology annotation, molecular function: cAMP-dependent protein kinase regulator activity.
UUGGUCCAGAUUAACUUAUUUUUCUUCGAUAAUUUAUGAAUAAUACUAAAUUUAGUCUGUAAAAAUGCUUCUAGCUGUUGUGAGUGUAUAUUUAUUCUAGAAAUACAUAUUGAUCAAUAAUUCAAGUUCAGUCAUCUGCAACUAAAUAUUAAUUUCGUAUGUUCAUUACUAUUUGUUCAAUUUGUUUGUAAUUAGUGCGUGUUUAAAGCGAUAUGUCGUUUUCUACGGCUAAAAGAGAUAACGCUCGCACUGGGCAAAAAGUUCAGGUGCCCGAUGACUUACGCGAUUUAUUAUUGGAAUUCACUAUAAGCUACUUAUUAGAACAACCGGGCGAUAUUGUUAAUUACGCUGUACAAUUUUUUACGCGGAUGCAAGAAAAUCGAACAUCGACAGUGGGUGCUUCUGUAAUGCCUUCCAGUCCAGAAGAAUCUAUUAUAUCACAAGAAGAAGAACCGCCUGUCGCCCGCUUUAAUGUUCGCCGUAAGAGUGUAUUUGCUGAAACUUAUAAUCCAGAAGAUGAUGAUGAAGAUGAAGGCACGAAAUGUAUUUUUCCAAAAUCAGAUGAACAGCGAGCUCGCCUUGCAGAAUCUGUCAGAAAUAUCCUAUUGUUCCGAGCACUAGAUAAAGAACAAAUGCAAGAUGUUCUUGAUGCUAUGUUUGAAAAGAAAGUUGUUGCUGGUGAUUAUAUAAUACAACAAGGAGAUGAUGGAGACAAUUUUUAUGUUAUUGAAAAUGGUGUGUUUCAAGCAUUUGUUAAAACUGAUCAGUCCAAUGAGCCAAAGUUAAUUCACACUUAUGAAAAUUCGGGAAGUUUUGGAGAAUUGGCUUUGUUAUACAACAUGCCUCGUGCAGCAACCAUACAAGCUUUCACAGAUGGGGCAUUAUGGGCUAUGGAUCGUCUUACAUUCAGACGUAUAUUGCUCAAAUCUGCUUUUAAAAAGAGAAAGAUGUAUGAAGCACUUUUAGAUUCUGUACCAAUGUUAAAAACCCUUCAGCCAUACGAAAGAAUGAACUUAGCUGAUGCACUUGUACCAAAAACAUAUUCAAAAGGUGAUUUGAUUAUAAAGCAAGGAGAUGUUGCUGAUGGCAUGUAUUUUAUUGAAGAUGGGAUUGUCAAUAUAACUAUACUUGGUGAAACCGGAUCAGAAGUGGAAAUAAAUAAAGUAGGAAAAGGUGGUUAUUUCGGGGAAUUAGCUUUAGUCACUCAUAGGCCAAGAGCAGCUUCAGCCUAUGCUGCUCAGGAUUUAAAAUUGGCAUUUUUGGAUGUGGAGGCUUUCGAACGACUUUUGGGACCUUGUAUGGAUUUGAUGAAGCGAAAUAUCGAUGAUUAUGAAGAUCAGUUGCUAAAAAUAUUUGGUUCCAAAACCAAUAUAAGUGAUGUGCGAUGAACAAUCAAAUAUUCAUAUACCAAAGAUAACAAUUGCCAUAGACUGUAGUAGAUUAUAAACGAGUAUGCUAUCUGAAUGCUGGAGUCAUAAUGUGCUAAGGUAACACACUGAUAAAGAAAGGAUUCACUCAUGUGUCCUA